Thamnophis elegans (Western terrestrial garter snake) is the source of this 9145-nucleotide messenger RNA. It is a transcript of the gene TECPR2, whose product is annotated as tectonin beta-propeller repeat containing 2. Lineage: Eukaryota; Metazoa; Chordata; Lepidosauria; Squamata; Natricidae. Gene Ontology annotation, molecular function: protein binding. The transcript has 18 exons. The record is from RefSeq and is a predicted model, not a curated record. The coding region runs from base 149 to 4054 and encodes 1301 amino acids.
AAGAGGCUCCGCGGCUGCCGCGAGUGCUGGCGCUGGGUUUGUUUUCCCAGCGUCGCCAGGCCUGGGAGGGAGCGGCUGCCCGCUUCCCUUGUCGAUCAUGAGGGGCUCUGGGUCCUACUGAGUCUAUAGGUAGUGCGCUGUGUUUACUAUGGCAUCAGUGAUACCAUCAUUUAUCUUCAAGGAGUUUUGCCCCUUGUACUACCUUCUCAAUGCCAUUCCCACAAAAAUCCAAAAAGGAUUUCGUUCCAUUGUGGUUUACUUGACUGCACUUGACACUAAUGAGGAUUACAUAGCGGUUGGCAGCAGUAUUGGCAUGCUGUAUUUGUACUGCAGGCAUUUGAAUCAGAUGAAAAAAUACAAUUUUGAGGGGAAGAAUGAAUCCAUUACCAUUGUGAAACUCUUAAACUGCUUUGAUGAUCUUGUUGCAGUGGGAACAGUUUCAGGCAAGAUUGCUAUUUUUCAGCUUGUUUCUUCAUUACCUGGGAGAAACAAACAACUUCGGAGAUUUAAUGUGUCUGGUUUUCACAAAAGCAGCAUUACAGCCUUGGCAUGGAGUCCAAAUGGAAUGAAGUUAUUUUCUGGGGAUGACCGAGGGAAAAUAGUUUAUUCUGCUUUGGAUUUAGAUCAGGGUCUUUGCAAUUCCAGUUUAAUAUUGGAAGAACCAUCUUCAAUCGUACAGCUAGAUUAUAGCCAGAAAGUGUUGUUGAUCUCCACUUUACAACGAACUGUACUUUUUUAUACUGAAGAAAAAUCUGUCAAACAAGUUGGAACUCAGCCCAGAAAAACUACAGGCAAAUUUGGCGCCUGCUUUAUACCUGGGCUGCGUAAGCAAAGUGACCUAAUGCUCUUUGCUGCAAGGCCUGGGAUUCGCCUUUGGAAAUCAGAUGUUCAUGGGAUGGUUCAAGCCACAUAUCUUUUGAAAGAUGUAUUUGCUGCUGGAAUGAAGUCUUUUGAAUUAUAUCCCCGAGCGGGCUCCUUUAACAAGAGCAGCUGUAAUUUCCCAGAAAGACAGUUUGGACUCAUUUCCUGCUUUUCCCAAGAAGGAUGGGUCUUGAGCUGGAAUGAAUAUAGCAUUUAUGUGUUAGAUACAAUAAACCAGACCAUGAUUGGCAGUUUGGAAGGAUGUGGUGAUAUAGUAUCUGUGUCCUGUACCGAAAAUGAGAUAUUCCUUUUAAAGGGAGACAGAGAUAUUAUUAGAAUCUCAAGCAGGCCUGAAGGAUUAGUGUCAAUAGAUAUGAAUUCACAAACUUGGACCAGCUUGGAAUCUGAUUUGAGCCCAAAAUUAGAAAGACCACAUUUAGUAAUUGCUUCAGUCUCAUGUGAUCCCUCUCCAGAAGCAAACCCAAAAUCAAGUAACUUCUCACCCCAAACACCUAGUGACAAAAAUGGCUUUGUAGGAAGAGCUGACCAGGAAGUAGCAUUGAUAGCACAGAAAAUUCGCUCACAGAGCUUUGAUGCACUAGGGAACUUGAGCACUGACCCAAGAAGGAGAGGCUACUCUGUAGUCAGUGAAUCAAGAAGCAGGAGCAGCUCUAUGAAUUCUGUGGACAGUGGCUCCAGUUCCUUGACCAAUGGGGAUCAAACGUCAUCAGAAAUACAGAAAGUAGAUCAACAAAUUUCACAAAGGUUGAGCCUGAUCAGCUCAGAAGAUUUCAACCAGGAACUGAUUAUAAAACCAAUCAAAGUGAAAAAGAAGAAAAAGAAAAAGCCAGAAAAUGGCACCAGGAGAAAUCCUACCUCUCUAGAAAGCACACCCUCUUAUGAACAACAAGCCUUCACUGAUAGUUUCCAGAUACUAAAUGUGAAAUCGUGCUCCAUUAGUUCUAGCCUCCAAGGCAGCACCACAGACUGCUUAAGCAUCUGUUCCGCAGAACAGGGAAGUGUGUUCAGUAUGGAAACACAAAACGAUACUGAAACAUUCAGUGUACUUCAGUCUCUGGAGUCGAUAGUUGCUCUAACCCCUGAUGACAACAAGGACACACUAGAACUGCUAAAUAAUCUUUCUAAUUGUGAGAAUGAAGAAGAUGCAUCGCCUGUUACAAAUUCCUGCUUGCUUGUUGUGGAAAAUAAAAUGGGUAGUGAUCUUAGUGAACACAACUGGAACCCUGUGUCUGAAAAAAUAGAAACCAGCCCAAAACAGAUAUUCCCAAAUGAAGACCAUUUCCCUCUCCUACGUAAAACCGAAUGCACUUUAGAUGAAUUACAUCUGCCGGAUACUUCGGCUUCCCUAGAAGAGACCAACUCUGCAAUAGGAACAUCUGUAAAUAGGGACACUCCUUUUUGCACUGAUGAAUUGUUUGUUCAGAAUGAAAUUGUUGAGGUAAUGGAGCAGCAACCAUCUUUACGAUCCACAGUCCCUGGGAAUCCUGAGCAUUAUCAUGCUGUUUCUGAAAAAGAAAGAAAUCCUCAAGAGGGGAUGCUAACUGGACAGGAUUUCAAAGAAGGAGUCAUCACUGACUAUGCCAGUGAAUGGAUGAGUAACUCUCACAGUGCUAGAGCUGAGCGAUGCGCAUCAAGUGAUGAAGAGGAUAUCUAUGGACAUGGCUUGAUUCAUUCGUCUUCAGAGACAAAUGUGACAGAAAUGGGAGCUUGCCAUCUUCCGCGGGAUAAAGUCAGAUCAAACAUUGAGAAGGAGAUGCUUUCAAAAUCUGAUCAGUUUGCAGAAAGCUGGAUGGGAUAUGCAGGUCCUGGCUAUGGAAUACUGAGCCUAGUUGUCUCCGAUAAAUACAUUUGGUGCUUGGAUUACAAAGGUAGCCUGUAUUGUAGUGCAUUACCUAGCGCUGGGUUGCGUUGGCAGAAAUUUGAAGAUAACGUCCAGCAGAUGGCAGUCUCUCCUUCAGGGACUCUUUUAUGGAAGAUUGAGCAAAAAACCAAUAAAGCUUUUGCCUGUGGCAAAGUAACUAUUAGAGGAAAACGUCACUGGUAUGAAGCUUUACCUCAAGCAGCAUUUGUAUCCUUGAGUGAUGACACAGCCUGGAUAAUCCGAACAAAUGGUGAUCUGUAUCUACAGACAGGCCUCAGCGUGGAUCGUCCCUGUGCCAGGGCAGUAAAAGUAGACUGUCCAUAUCAACUAUCACAGAUUACAGCCAGAAAUAAUAUAAUUUGGGCAUUAACGGAGCAGCGUGUGCUUCUCUUUCGUGAAGGUGUAAGCAGUUUCUGUCCUGAAGGAGAGCAGUGGAAAUGUGAUAUCAUAAGUGAAAUGCAAGGUCUAGAGCCGGUAUGUAUUACUCUUGGAGACCAGCAGACCAUCUGGAUUUUAGAUAUUCAUGGGAAUCUAUGGUUUAGAACUGGUGUUGUUUCAAAGAAGCCACAAGGGGACGACAACCACUGGUGGCAAGUAAGCAUUACCGAUUAUGUUGUGUUUGACCAGUGCAGCCUUUUCCAGACAAUAAUCCAUGCAACACAAACAGUAGCAACAGCAGCCCAGGCUCCUGUUGAGAAAGUGGCAGACAAACUGCGUACAACUUUCUGGUCACAACAGCUUCAGUGUCAACCAAGCCUACUUGCAGUCAACAGCAGCGGUGUUUGGAUUUCCUCUGGGAAAAAUGAAUUUCAUGUAGCAAAGGGAAACCUCAUAGGUACAUAUUGGAAUAAUGUGGUGCCUCGGGGCACUGCUUCAGCUACAAAAUGGGCUUUUGUGUUAGCUUCUGCAGCUCCGACAAAAGAAGGAAGUUUCUUAUGGUUGUCCCAAAGUAGCAAGGACCUGUUUUGUGUUAGUGAUCAGAAUCCUCAGUUCCAUCCUUCAACAGUUCAGCUCCCUUCCGAUAAUGAAAUGGUAUAUUAUUCAGCUUGCCGGGAUGCAAUAUGGAGCUUGAAUAGUCUGGGGCAGGUCUUCAUAAGGACACUUUCACCAAAUUGCCCAACAGGAAUGCAUUGGACCAAACUGGACCUUUCUCAAUUAGGUGCUGUGAAACUUACAAGCUUAGCAUGUGGAAAUCAGCACAUCUGGGCCUGUGACAGCUGUGGUGGGAUUUAUUUCCGAGUUGGAAGUCAGCCUCUGAAUCCAAAUUUGAUGCUGCCUGCAUGGAUAAUGAUUGAGCCACCCAUCCAGUGAUGGAGAUGAAGUGCAGAUAGAAUCUAGGAUUUCUUUGAAAUAUGAAGCUCUGCAAGUAUAAUUUUCCCCAUUUGAAGUAUUUCCUAACUUGCAAAUCAAUUUGCCAAUGAAGUGGUACAUUUUCUUACUCAUCUUACACUCCAAAAUUAUGUUCUGCUGGCCAUACUGACACAAAUCAUAAAUCUGCAACCUAAUGAUAGUGUCAUCUUGCUUAAAUUUUCUCAAGUUUCUUACCUCUGCUGGUGAAUCUGGCUUGGGGAAUAAUUGGUAAUUAAAUGGAGGCUCAUUACUAAAGAAUGUGAUCAAUUCCCUUCAUAGGUUCUUUUGGUGGUUAUGGGAUAGCUCUGGUUUUCUCCCAUGUGAAAAGAAAUAUAUUUGUUUUCCAUCCUGCUGGAAUUGUUUAUAAAUUGAGAAGGGUAAAUGUCAUGCAGGGAGCAACUAGGAUAUUGAAAAGUUUUUUAUAGUACUGUAAGUCCAUUCUGUUUUUCUUAAAAUUACAAGCAAGCUGCCUAGUUUCCUUUUACUUUAUGAGAACUGCACAUUUUAAAAUCACUGGUUAUAUUUCACUGAAAGUUUUAUUUUCUACACUGGCUUUCAAGAAUCUCAAAAGAAUAACCAAUUAUCCAUUUAUAUAAUUCAGCACGUUACUGUAGUUUUGCAGAAAUUCUUGGGAUUUAUGAAUUAAGCCUGUUUUCUUUCUUUCCUUUUAGAAAUGCAAGUACUUUAUGGCUAUAAUAGCAGAGAAAGUUUUAUAGUUAUUAUAUAACACUUGUUUAGAACCAUAGAGUUCUAAAUCCAAUCGGUAUCAUUUGUAAAGUAUCACAUCAUUAUUAAUCAAUUUAUCUUGUGCUUAAAGCACUUCAAUCAUAUAUACUGUACACACUUCAUAUUUUUAAAUUAAUACAGGGUUCAUUAGGGUGAAGUCAUUUAAAAUGACUUAAACGUUAAUCAGAAUAAAAACUUCUAUCAUUUUCUUCCCCUUCCCUUCUCAUACUUUUACUCUUCCCCCUACUCCCCCACAAUUUCCAGAAUUUCGAAGGGGUCUUCCUGUAGUAGAUGAAAUAGACCUGAAUAGGAAAACCAUUUUUCUUCUAAAUUUAAGUCUUAAAAUCCAAAAAGCAAUUUGAACAACUUCUGAGCUACUUCAGCAAUGUAGAUCAUGCUACACUAUAUUGCCAAAAGUAUUUGCUCACCCAUGCACAUAAUCAGAAGCAGUUGUGAGCGAAUACUUUUGGCAAUAUAGUGUAUAUUACACUGGAGAUCAGGGAACUCUCUUGAACAGGUCGUUUUUUCAAGAGAUGCCCAAGAUUAUUUUAACUCAAAUUCUAAGCUCCCUUUAUCUGUCAGUGUUGGCUUAAUCAGAAAAUGAUUCAAUAUUGAAUGCUAUAUAUAAUAUUAUGAUCUCCACUGCUUUAUAAAGGGGUUAAUUGGAUAGCCUUAAGCAAUAGAAGCCUUCAGCUUAUUAUUGCCCUGGGCUAAAGUUUUAAACAUAAUGUCUCAUUAUUGCAGAAAUAUACAUAUUAACAAAUGAACUGACAAUUACAAUAGUUAAGGCAUUAGCCUAGAAACUGGGAGACCUUAAGGCCCACCUUAGGCACAAAGCCAGCUGGGUGACCUUAAAGUAGUCACACACUCUCAGCCCUAGGAAGGAUUUCUGCCUGCCAAAAAAACCUGCAGGGUCCUGGAGCUAAAAAUUUAAAGAGAAUCUCUCAUUAUUGCAGAACUAUUAUAAUUAACAAAUGAUUUGGCAAUUAGAGCCAUUGAGAUGAAACAACUUCUCUUUGCUGAAAGCGAGGGCAGUCCUAGCGUUAAAACAAGAGAAAGAUGAUACUUAAUAAAACACUUGUUGCCUUGUUUAUGGAGAAGGGAUAAAUUAUGCUGUUAUCAAUGUGGGAUCCCCCCCCUUUCUAUGUAUGUCUCAGUAUAUGAACACGAAGGCCAUGAUUUAAUUGCACAGGCAAAAAAAACCUUAAGCAGGGAAAAAGAAAACCGAAAUAUGAUUUAUAUUCUGCGAAUACAGUAUACAGUGUUCUCUUACAUCUAAGAUUUUUUUAAGACCUGAUGGUGUUUGUGUUAACAAUUCUGUUGUUGAAGCAUACCAUCGGUAUACACAGUUGUUUUUCCACUCCCUCCUAAAACAACUAUUUGUCUAAAAGAGGCAAAUGCACCAUCCUAUGAUUUUAGGGUAAAUGGAAGAACUAAUCUUUUUUUUCUUUUUUCUUUUGCAAAUAAAGUAGAAAGGUUAGCUUAACACCUUCAUGCCCUAGAAUAGAGCAUGGAUCUAUAAAAAGGUAUUAAGAAGACAUGCAUGUGUCAAUGAGAGCACAUAUUUAGAGUAAAUUUUCCUUAGGGUACCAGGGUUCUACUUUGAAAAUGAAGUAUGUAAAAUGAGAUUGCAGGAUAAGGUCAAUGAGGGGAUAUUCUCAUUACAGCAGCAAUUGUGCCAUACUAUCCUGGAAGUAUGAUGGAGUUGCAAAUAGUAUUUUUAUAAAGUGAAACUUUACUCCCAUUAGCAACUGGUUUUUCUCUUAGUCAUUUUAUCUUCUACUUAAUUGCCUACUUACUAUAUUUCUGUAUGUCACUAAUCCUCCCUAUUAAUUUUUUUUAUUGGUAGAACAAUUUGAUUUGCUCUUUUCUGUCCAAAUUUUAUGAUCUCCAAAAUGGGAGAGAUUGUGUUAAUUUUCUCCUGGGAUAUAUUGAAAUGCAAUUUUAUAUCCCUCUUUUCUUCUCAUUCCUUUUGGAAGAUCAUUUUGGAACCUUUUCCCUCACAUCAUUGGAUGUUUCAAGACACCGCUAGAUAUCUCUUAUGAAAUGAUAAGUUUUGUCUCUUCCUCAGGACUGUUUGUUUCAGAAACCAGGGAAGGUUUUGUGUCACAAUCUUAAAAUUCUGAAGUGAUUAAAAAUAAUCCUGAUGUGUGGUAAUAAAACCAACCAAUUAAACCACUAAAAAUUUAAAACAAUGCAAAAUUUUGAAAGCUACAGCCAUAAAACAGGAUCAAAAAAAUUGAAAUGUGCUAACUAAUACUGUAGUAUAAGUUCUGCCAAAAGUUAGUAAUAGACCUUUAAUUGUACUAAAAGCUAACUAACUUUGUGCUAGCCAUAAUUAAACAAAGAAACAAUUCCAUCAUUGGUCUGCUUAUAUGAAGAAUGGCUCUGGUUGCCACAUAGCAAAUGGUCGAUAAAUGCAAGAAUUAUGCUGUACAAAGAAUCGUACAUUUUCUACAUUUCCUACAUUUUGACCAUUAGUAGCUCAGAUUCUUUUAGAGAGCUUAAGCUUGCAAUAAAUUUUUAUACUCCUGAUUUCCCUGGCUUGACACCAGGUACACCAAAAUCUCUCUCUUCCUCUCCCUCUCCCCUCCCCCCGACAUACAAACACCUUAAUGUUAGGGUUCAGUGUCUUCAAUAUUAAUAUUCAUAACAUAAUAGAAUACUUUAUGUAUAGAUUUUUAGGCAAAUAUGUCCUUAGUUCAGCAAGGGCAUGAUUAAAUGAACAUGUUAAGGGGAGGUAAACAAUUUGUAGCUGUUUAUACACAUCAGUUGCAACCCUCUCCCAGCUUCUCAGUAGCAGAAUGGUUAAUUUUAGUGGGAUGCAUCUGAGUGGCAGAUCUCCCCCAGUAGUCCAAAACUGUACCUCUAAAAUCUGACUAUUUUAUUACUAAAUAUUGGUAGCAAUGAUUUUAGCUGUUUAAGUAUGGGAAUGUAAGAAAUCUUCCCAGGGGGUUACAGUUCCCAUUCUUGCUCCUCAAAACUGGUCCAAAAUCACCACAUUCCGAUGAUCCCAUAUGCAGAGGAAUGCAUUGCAGCCUCCAUUCAGAAAAUUGCUGACAUCUGUUUUGGGUGUGUUUAAAGGAUGAAAUAAUAAUGUUAUUUCUUUCCACUGGAGGAGAAAAUUGGAAUAGACAGGCACAAAUAGAGAACAAGUAGAGAAGAAGGAGACUAUAUUUUUGGCAGUCUUCAAUUGGAUGCCUUUUAAACAGUUGAACUUCUGCUCAUGUGGCUUUCAUCCAUAUUCUCAGUUAUAAAAGAGAGAUUAAGUUGUUUUGUGAUUAAAAGAAAGGAUUAAAUAGGCUGUCUACUUUUCUCCCCCUUUAAAGCUCCAUUGCAUUAAAAAGUAGGGAUUAGCUAUUUGGAAACAUAAUUUAAGUGAUAAUGUAGAAUUAAUCAGAACUUGAAUUUAAAAGUAACUAGAAUAGCAGGUACCACUUAAAUCAUUCUCCUUUUUAAUGUUAGUCUCUUUGUUAUCAUAUACAAUAAAUAAAUAAAUAAGAUUUAAGGUAGCUUUAUGGUUUGCAGCAAAUGAAAAACACUGAGUGAUGAUGGUGAGUGAUGAAGGAUACGGGAAAUCCAGACUUGAAUUUGGACUAUCAGAUCAAGCUAUACAUUUUAUCUCUGCUAGAAUAUAAUUAGAGAGCCAAUUUGGUAUAGUGAUUAAAUGUGCCAGGCUACAAACUGGGGGAAUAUGAGUUCUAGUCAUGCCUUGGGUAUAAAGCUAGCUGGGGACAGUCACUUUGUCUUUCAUCCCUGGGGGAAAAAAGCAAAAAAUGGUGUUGGGAUUAUCUGCAGACUCUUGAGUCUCAUUUGAAUAGAGUUCAUGUGUGCCCUUUUCAGGUUUGCUGUGCAAAAUAGUAAUGCAGAAACAAAAAGGCAACGGAGACUAAUCUAGUAGAACACUGCAUAACAUUGAAGGCAUCAUAAAUAUAAUUUCAUGAAUUAAAUGCAUAGAACCUUCUAGAACAACUUUCCUACCUAGUUGGUUUUUAGAUAAAACGAACAUGCUUAUAAAAAUUGUGUUACAUCAAUGCUGGACUAUACCAGGAAGGUCUCUAUGAGUCUAAAAAGGUGAUUUAUACAACAGUAUGCAUCAAAUAAUUUGUAAAAGUUACAAAAUAGCAUCUUAAAAAUAGGGAUCAGCAGAUUUCAUAGAUUCUGGUAAAAAAAAAAAACCAAUUUAAUCAGUUUCACAUAAAUGGCAGUACUAAAACCUCAGAAAAGGAAUUCUAAAUUUGGAAAGAUUUUGAAGACUGAAGGCACUACUUAAAAUUCAAGCAAUAUCUUUAGAAAUAUAGGUAAAAACAUUGGAUUGGCAAAAUA